Molecule: messenger RNA, 803 nt
Organism: Salvelinus sp. IW2-2015
Lineage: Eukaryota; Metazoa; Chordata; Actinopteri; Salmoniformes; Salmonidae
Product: steroid hormone receptor ERR2-like
Biological process (GO): regulation of transcription by RNA polymerase II; nuclear receptor-mediated steroid hormone signaling pathway
Cellular component (GO): chromatin; nucleus
Molecular function (GO): estrogen response element binding; zinc ion binding; nuclear receptor activity
Source: RefSeq, a predicted model, not a curated record
UCUCUCUCUCUCUCUCUUCAGUUCCUCUUUCUUUCUCCUCUGACGCACUCAAGCUGCGGUAUACUACCUGUGCGUAGCGAAGCUUGUCGGGCCGAUCCAGAGGUGUUUCUAGUGAGGAGCAGGACAGGACAGAAGUGUGAAGAGACUGCUGACAGACUGAACGACUGUUCUCAGGAAGUUGCUCACCUGCUUGCUGGUUCUGUCAGAGUGAUGAGGAUGAGACUUGGGAACUGACUCUUUCUCCCCCCUCUCCUGAAAAUGCCAAACCUGGACAGACUGAUGGAUGUUUCUGAACUGUUUGAAAUGUUUCAGACUCCCUCUGUCAUCACGACCAGCUGCUGAGCAGGAUGCCCUCUGACCUCCAGGAGCGUCACCUGACCUCCAGCUGUGGCUCCUAUAUCAAGACCGAGCCCUCCUCCCCCUCCUCCUCAUUGGUUGACACCAUCAGCCACCACAGUCCCUCUGCCAAUAGCGACGCCAGCGGCAGCUACAUCAACGUAAACCACCUCAACGGAAGCUCGCACGUCCUCGACUCCCCGUCCAUGUUUAACCCGGGCAUGCUGGGAGGGGGCGGAGCCUGUCUCCGGAGGUAUGACGACUGCGGAGAGGGCGUGGCGGAUGAUUCGCCGAUCAAGUGCGAGUAUAUGUUGAAUGCGAUUCCGAAAAGGCUGUGUCUGGUGUGUGGGGAUAUCGCAUCAGGUUACCACUAUGGGGUCGCCUCCUGUGAGGCCUGCAAAGCCUUCUUCAAAAGAACCAUACAAGUCAGCAGACGCUCUAAUCCAGAGCAACAUACAAGUAAGUAA